AUGCAUCCCUGGUGGCUUAAAAAUACCCUUUACGAUCGAAGUCGUGAGUUAACUAAACUUAUAACUUUAAGGCUAGGGUGUAAUUAUCUAAACUUUCUAAGUAAAGAUCUAGAGCGACCCUUUUUCUCACAUCGACAACCCCGCGACGUGCGUAAUAUUCUUAAGCCUAGGACGCCUAUAGUUAGAUAUAAAUACUUAGCCCUAAAAGGGGAUAAGAAUAAAUUAGAAAAAGAAGGUAGGCGCUUUAACUAUAGAGAUGGAAGAGCUUAUAAAAUAGUCCUAAGUACUAUAAUUAAUAAUAAGAAAGCCUAG
Molecule: messenger RNA, 312 nt
Organism: Beauveria bassiana ARSEF 2860
Lineage: Eukaryota; Fungi; Ascomycota; Sordariomycetes; Hypocreales; Cordycipitaceae
Exons: 19
Coding region: 1-312 (103 amino acids)
Source: RefSeq, a predicted model, not a curated record